UUGCAUGUGUGUAAGAAGGGGGUGAAGAGGGGGGCCUGACAAGCCCUCCCUCCGCAGGCUCGCACAGAUUAUUCUUCUCCAACAUUUCAAACAUGACGAAAGUCCUAACGCAGACGUCUCCGUCGGCACCUCCAUCAUCCUACUCACCGUCACCACCACACACGCCGCCGCCGCCAUCGUCCUCGCCCCCCGCCUCCUCUCCGGCACAGUGAUGACCCCGGCAGGAUGGAGAAGUUGUCGGCGAGCCUGUCGGAGAUCUCCUGGAGCCCGUUAGCGCUGCCGUUGGACGCGGUGGUCAGCAAGUUCCGUCUGCCGACUCUGGUCCGCCUGGCCCCCGGUGAAUGUGUUGAGGGUCUAUCAGAGGAGGAUGUGGUUCUGCUGCACUCCUGUCGCCAGUGGACUACUGUAACGGCUCAUAGCUUAGAAGAAGGACAUUACGUCAUCGGGCCCAAAAUUGACAUCCCCCUACAGUACCAAGGGAAGUUCAAGUUGUUGGAUGAAGACCGAGACAUCAGGGAUCCGGUCCAGUAUUUCUCCAGCGUGGAAGAGGUGGCUGCAGUGUUCCCUGACCGUGUCUUCGUCAUGGAAACGGUCACUUUCAGCGUCAAGGUGGUCUCGGGGGAGUUCAGCGAGGACAGCGAGCCGUACAGCUUCACUCUGCAGGCGGGAGAUGAGCUGUCACUUAUGGGGAAGGCGGAGCUUCUGUGUGCGUCUCCGACUAAGGAAAGGACAGGACUGAGCGCACUCUUGAGACGCCUGGGAAAGACUCCCCGAAGUAAGACUCCCUGCUUGGUGUGUAUGAACCAUCGCACCAAUCAGAGCGUCAGCCUGCCUUUUGCCUGCCGUGGACGCUUUUGCACCCGCUCCCCUUUGGAGCAAGGCAUGCUGGGUGGAGAGCAUACGGUCCGCAGCAUCAUCGAGAGGGUCCGCCUCCCCGUCAAUGUGUCCGUGCCUUCACGCCCGCCGCGAAACCCUUACGACCGCCACGCCGUACGAGAAGGCCACCGCUACAAGCUGCUCAACAUUGUCAGCAAGACGGUCGUGCUUUGCAUGGUCCUCCGCCAACAGGAAGUGUCGCCCUCUCACUUCCUGCUGCUGCGCUGCAUGCCGCGCUUCAACGUGGCCGAGGCGUCCGCGCACACGGCGGCGCUGGAGAGCCUCUUCUUGCGGUACGCCUUCGACACAGACAUCUACUCCCGUGCCGUGAGGGAAACCCGUCCAGAGUUGGAGUGCAUGACGGAGGAGUGUGUGAGCCCGCGGCGCUCGCGCACGUGCGUGGCGGCGCAGGACUCGUUGGCCCCGGCGCUGCAGCAGCUGUCCAUGUGCGGCUACGGGGGCGGGGUUUCGGACAGCCUAUCACAACGCUGCAGGGACUCUCUUGGCGUCCAGCUGGGGGAGGGGCCAGGUGAGGAAAGGGAGUACGUGACCCCUGAGUGGACUGAGGAUGAAAUGAGGACCGCUGAGGAGAUCCCCUAUGAGGAACUUUGGACCAAUCAGAAUGCAGAGGGCAUAGGAAAGGAGGCAAACCUUAUUUCCUUCCGUUCUGCGUCUUCGCUGGACGGUUCCCUUGGUACCAUGGUGACAACAGUGGCUGCUCCGCCUCCUGUUCCUCCAAAGUCUGAUGCUGUGAGAGAAGAAUGUCGCUACUUGAUCGCUCCCCCAGUUCCGCCUCGCUGCUCUAAAGUGGGUUCCGUGCCCAGUCCUGCCCCCAGCCCUCCACUCCCCCCACGCUUUCAGAAGGCCUUCACCUCCCCCAGACCUAACCUGUCCUUCUACUCCUCAGGGCUGCAGGAUAGUUGCUUGCCCUCCCCAGACGCUUCCCUCUACUGCUAUCCAUGUUCCUGGGCGGAUUGCCCCGCCCCCAACGCCACCAAUCCUGACCCGGUCUCAACCGUCCCCGCCGACCCCACAGCCAUCCCUCAGACAGCACAAGCCACCUGGGCAGAGCCGUGGGUGGACUCCUUCGCCACCGGGCAACUAGGACCGCCCCCGCAGAGUCGCUUUGCACCUUUCGGCGCUUUGAACCCUUUCAAUCGUCAGUCGCCUUGCCCGUCACCCGAGCCCACGGACAAUCCAGAUUCCUCCAGAGGCGCGGAGGGAGGCGGAACCGAAGGCGCGCUCGCAACGACCGACCCCACCUGGCGCCCCCCUGCCGACCUGUCUGCGCUGUCCCUGGAGGAGGUGUCGGCCUGUCUGCGCUUCAUCGGCUUGUCCGAGGCGGCGGUUUCCGUGUUCCAGAGGGAGCGGAUUGACGGCAGCCUUCUGGUUCAGCUGACCGAGGACAUCCUGUUCCAUGACUUUCACUUGAGCCGACUCCACGUCACUAAGAUCACGCGGUUCAUACAAGGAUGGAGACCCAAGAUCUAACGAUUGUCUGUCACCAAACACUGGAUUGGACAAUGUCUAGCUCUGACUUGUACCUGGUACCCGAUUAGUUUUAUGAUUUAUUUUUUUUUCAUUGUAAACAUCAAUAUAGCAUAGAGCUGAACCAAACUGUACUACAGGGCUAGAAUGUGCCUGGUAGCCAUCCUUAUUGUGUCUUCCACUGUGAGACUUGAAUUAAACCGCUCCCUCUCUGCAUCCGACACCUUAUUGGCUGUCUCAGAUGCCUCAUUGGAUGUCGUAUUUAGACUACUUCCUGUCUCCGUCCCGUCAUUGGCUGUCGUAUCCAGACUGCUUCCUGUCUCAGAUAAAUGGUAAAUGGGUUGUACUUGUAUAGCGCUUUUCUACCUUCAAGGUACUCAAAGCGCUUUGACACUACUUCCACAUUCCACUGCCUCAUUGGCUGUCGUAUCUAGACUACUUCCUGUCUUGGAUGCCUCAUUGGAUCUCAAAACUAGACUUCUUACUGUCACUGUCCCCUUAUUGGCUGUUCUAUACUACCGUAUUUUUCGGAGUAUGAGUCGCUCCGGAGUAUAAGUCGCACCAGCCGAAAAUACAUAAUAAAGAAGGGGAAAACAUAUAUACGUCGCACUGGAGUACAAGUCGCAUUUUUGGGGGAAAUGUAUUUGAUAAAACCCAACACCAAGAAUAGACAUUUGAAACACAAUUUAAAAUAAAUAAAGAAUAGUGAACAACAGGCUGAAUAAGUGUAUGUUAUGUGACGCAUAAAUAACCAACUGAGAAGGUGCUUGGUAUGUUAACGUAACAUAUUAUGAUAAGACUCAUUCAAAUAACUAUAACGUAUAGAACAUGCUAUACGUUUACCAAACAAUCUGUCACUCCUAAUCGCUAAAUCCCAUGAAAUCUUAUACGUCUAGUCUCUUACGUGAAUGAGCUAAAUAAUAUUAUUUGAUAUUUUACGGUAUUGUGUUAAUAAUUUCACACAUAAGACGCUCCUGAGUAUAAGUCGCACCCCUGGCCAAACUAUAAAAAAACUGCGAUUUAUAGUCCGAAAAAUACGGUACUUUCUGUCUCAGAUGCCUCAUUGGCUUUCAUAACUAGACUACUUUCUGUCUCAGACCCCUCAUUGGCUGUCGAAUCCAGACUACCGUAUUUUUCGGAAUAUAAGACGCAGUUUUUUUCAUAGGGGUGCGAUGUAUACUCCAGAGCGACUUAUGUGUGAAAUUAUUAACAUAUUACCGUAAAAUAUCAAAUAUUAUUUAUCUCAUUCACGUAUGAGACUAGCCGAAUGUCAGCAAUCGUCACACACACACGUCAACUAAUGAAAAUUCGGCGGAAUUGGUCAUGGCAGAAGUGCAUUGUGGGAAAGAAGACGCUACCUGCUACGGUACAUUGGCGGUAACUUAUAAAAACAAAGGGCUGAACAAAAAUGACAUCUCCGUGAAUAGGAGUUUUAAGGCAGUCCUGCGCAGCCUGUGGGAGCAGUGGAUGAUGGAAGGAGAGCACAGCUUCACGGCAACCGGGAGAAUGCGCCACGCAACUUUUCUGGAUGUCAUCGGAUGGAUCGACAAAGCAUGGGCUUCAGCGACAACCGAAACCAUCCAGUCCGGAUUCAGAAAGGCUGGAAUAAUUGGAACUGCACCUGACGAUGACUCUAUGACGUAAGCGACGUACCGAUAGAAGAGGAAGCGGCGCAUUGUCUUCCUUCGGAGUUGGCGGAAUUGUUUAGAAGCGACACCGAAAACGAAGAUUUAAUGGGAUUUAGCGAUCAGGGGUGACAGAUUGUUCGGUAAAUGUAUAGCAUGUUCUAUAUGUUUUAGUUAUUUGAAAUACUCUUACCAUAAUAUGUUACGUUAACAUACCAGGCACCUUCUUAGUUGGUUAUUUGUCAUAUAACAGCCUGUUGUUCACUAUUCUUUAUUUAUUUUAAAUUGCCUUUCAAAUGUCUGUUCUUGUUGGAUUUUAUCUAAUAAAUUUCCCCCAAAAAUGCGACUUAUACUCCAGUGCGACGUAUAUAUGUUUUUUUCCUUCUUUUUUAUGCAUUUUCGGCAGGUGCGACUUAUACUCAGAAAAAUACGGUACUUCCUGUCUCAGACUCAAGAAUGGAAGUAGUUUACUUACAAAUGGCCUGACUUUCUGAGGAUGUAUAGUUGUGUCUUUGUUAGUUACGCUACGAGACGGCUUUACUAGAUUGACCUCUAUAUAAGACAACACCUUUUUUUUUUUUUUUGCAGUCCAAAAAUUAUUAUAUGUUGUUUUCAAACCUGCCCACUGGUGUGUGUAAGUGACAGGAAGAAAAGCUCUGACUCUUUAAUUAAUUUCGAAUUAAUUUCGGCGCCACCUAUUGGUUUGCAUGUAUAAAUCUCUAGACCUCUUUUUCUAGACUUUUAUUUUAUAGUUUCUUAUAUUUGGGUCAAUACAUUUACUGAAUGGAUGGGUUUGGUUGAUCUUUCUACACGAUACAGGUUUACAAUGAACCCAAGUUGUAUUUCACAGCAUUUUGUGGAACCUCAAAAAUAAAUCUGUAGACCUCUUUAUCCAGACUUUUUUUUUAAUAGUUUCUUAUAUUUGGGUCAAUACAUUUACUGAAUGGAUGACUUUGGAUGAUCUUUCUACACAAAACAGGUUUACAAUGAACCCAAGUUGUAUGUCACAGCCUUUUGUGGAAGCUCAAAAACAUAUUGUGAUAGUAUUGUGGCUUAAAAAAUAUUGGAAGCCAGCCGCCAUAAAUAAAUGAAUUACAAUUUUUUUGUACAUUUUUAACAUACCCUGUGUGGGUAACACAUACUGCUGUUUGUAGUUUUUGCCCCAGCUAUCAUGGAUUUUUUUUGACUGCCUCAAAAAUGAUAGUCUCUAAAAAUGUACCUCAGAACUCUUUGGUUGAUAUAAAAUGUACCUCAGAACUCUUUGGUUGAUAUGCUUGAUUUAGCCAUGCAUAAAUAAAAUCAAUCAUGCUUGAAUUUA
Messenger RNA from Nerophis ophidion (straightnose pipefish), 5307 nucleotides. RefSeq names its product GRB2 associated, regulator of MAPK1-like (gene garem2). The transcript has 7 exons. Lineage: Eukaryota; Metazoa; Chordata; Actinopteri; Syngnathiformes; Syngnathidae. The coding region runs from base 226 to 2367 and encodes 713 amino acids. The record is from RefSeq and is a predicted model, not a curated record.